AUGAGUCUGACUGAGAAAGACAAAGCUGCCGUCAAGGCACUCUGGGCCAAGGUCUCCAAGUCUGUGGAUGCUAUUGGAGCCGAAGCUUUGGGCAGGAUGCUCCUCGUGUAUCCGCAAACCAAGACUUACUUCUCCCACUGGCCGGACCUGACUCCCGGUUCUGCCCCCGUGGUGAGUCACGGAAAGCAGAUCAUGGGUGGAGUCACUGAGGCCGUGUCCAAGAUUGACAACCUGAGCGGCGGCCUGCUGGAACUGAGUGAGCUGCACGCCUUCAAGCUGAGGGUGGACCCAUCUAACUUCAAGAUCCUGGGUCAGACCAUUAUGGUGGUGAUCGCCGCUAUGUUCCCUAACGAUUUCACCCCGGAAGCUCAUGUCGCCUUCGACAAAUUCUUGGCAGCCGUGGCCCUGGGUCUCUCUGAGAGAUACCGUUGA
Pelmatolapia mariae (spotted tilapia) is the source of this 432-nucleotide messenger RNA. It is a transcript of the gene hbae5, whose product is annotated as hemoglobin, alpha embryonic 5. The coding region runs from base 1 to 432 and encodes 143 amino acids. Gene Ontology annotation, cellular component: hemoglobin complex; haptoglobin-hemoglobin complex; blood microparticle. Gene Ontology annotation, biological process: hydrogen peroxide catabolic process; oxygen transport. Lineage: Eukaryota; Metazoa; Chordata; Actinopteri; Cichliformes; Cichlidae. The transcript is spliced from 3 exons. Gene Ontology annotation, molecular function: organic acid binding; haptoglobin binding; peroxidase activity. The record is from RefSeq and is a predicted model, not a curated record.